Messenger RNA from Eptesicus fuscus (big brown bat), 1743 nucleotides. RefSeq names its product gamma-aminobutyric acid type A receptor subunit delta (gene GABRD). NCBI's taxonomy places the organism in Eukaryota, Metazoa, Chordata, Mammalia, Chiroptera, Vespertilionidae. Gene Ontology annotation, biological process: chemical synaptic transmission; nervous system process; signal transduction. The record is from RefSeq and is a predicted model, not a curated record. Gene Ontology annotation, molecular function: neurotransmitter receptor activity; GABA-A receptor activity; extracellular ligand-gated monoatomic ion channel activity. The transcript has 9 exons. Gene Ontology annotation, cellular component: GABA-A receptor complex; membrane; synapse. Bases 1 to 1335 code for a protein of 444 amino acids.
AUGGACGAGCUGGCCUGGCUGCUGCCCCCGCUCCUCCUGCUCUGCGCGCCCCAGCCCCGCGGCACCAGGGCGAUGAAUGACAUUGGGGACUACGUGGGCUCCAACCUGGAGAUCUCCUGGCUGCCCAACCUGGACCACCUGAUGGAGGGCUACGCCCGGAACUUCCGCCCCUGCAUCGGAGGUCCCCCCGUGAACGUGGCGCUUGCCAUCGAGGUCGCCAGCAUCGACCACAUCUCCGAGGUGAACAUGGAGUACACCAUGACCGUGUUCCUGCACCAGAGCUGGCGGGACGGCCGGCUGUCCUACAACCACACCAACGAGACGCUGGGCCUGGACAGCCGCUUCGUGGACCGGCUCUGGCUCCCCGACACCUUCAUCGUCAACGCCAAGUCCGCCUGGUUCCACGACGUGACCGUGGAGAACAAGCUCAUCCGGCUGCAGCCCGACGGGGUGAUCCUGUACAGCAUCCGAAUCACGGCCACGGUGGCCUGCGACAUGGACCUGGCCAAGUACCCCAUGGACGAGCAGGAGUGCACGCUGCACCUGGAGAGCUACGGCUACUCGGCCGAAGACAUCGUCUACUACUGGUCGGAGAACCAGGAGCAGAUCCACGGGCUGGACAAGCUGCAGCUGGCCCAGUUCACCAUCACCAGCUACCGCUUCACCACGGAGCUCAUGAACUUCAAGUCGGCCGGCCAGUUCCCUCGGCUCAGCCUGUACUUCCACCUGCGGAGGAACCGGGGUGUCUACAUCAUCCAGUCCUACAUGCCCUCCGUCCUGCUGGUCGCCAUGUCCUGGGUCUCCUUCUGGAUCAGCCAGGCGGCCGUGCCUGCCAGGGUGUCUCUAGGCAUCACCACGGUGCUGACCAUGACCACCCUGAUGGUCAGCGCCCGCUCCUCCCUCCCGCGGGCCUCGGCCAUCAAGGCGCUGGACGUGUACUUCUGGAUCUGCUACGUGUUCGUCUUCGCCGCGCUGGUGGAAUACGCCUUCGCCCACUUCAACGCCGACUACCGGAGGAAGCAAAAGGCCAAGGUCAAGGUCACGGAGCGGAAGGCAGAGGUGGACGUGAAGCACGCCAUCGUGCUGUUCUCCCUCUCGGCGGCCGGCGUCUCCCAGGAGCUGGCCGUGUCCCGGCGGCCGGGCCGCCUGCCCGGGAACCUCCUGGGCUCCUACCGGUCCGUGGAGGUGGAGGUGGGGGCGGCCGAGAAGCAGGGAGGCCUCCGCUCCCUUUUCAAGCCCAUCGACGCGGACACCAUCGACAUCUACGCCCGCGCCGUGUUCCCCGCGGCCUUCGCGGCCGUCAAUAUCGUUUACUGGGCGGCGUACGCCCUCUGAGGCCCGGCCUCCGCCGCACAGCCUCUGGGGAGCGGGGACCCUCGCUCGGCUCGGAUCUGCGAGUUUCAAAGUGGAGGCCACAACAGGCCACGUGACACCGGAGGGACACCUCGGCCCCCAAGCCCCUGGCCCGGCUCUCCUCCCGGAACUCCACCCUGGGGCCCUCCCACUCGCCCCGCCUGCAGACGCCCAGCCCAGCUCCUCGUCCCCAACAGCAGAGCCGCCUGACCCGAGGCUGAGCCAGGCGGCGCCGGGCCCGUGGGGGGCACGCACUGGACUCGCCCCCGACUCCCGAGCUGUCUGGGGGAUUGAACCGGGAGUGGAGACGGCUGGGCGUGGGGGUGCUCGUUGCCUGGCGAGAGGGCGGAGCGGGCGCCGUGAGCCUCUGGUCCAGCAUGAAAUAAAGCG